Miscanthus lutarioriparius is the source of this 732-nucleotide messenger RNA. Lineage: Eukaryota; Viridiplantae; Streptophyta; Magnoliopsida; Poales; Poaceae. The record is from the annotation of a GenBank genome assembly.
AUGAAUGGGGUUCCCUUGCUUGAGCUAACAAAACAAGAUGGCAGCAAUAAGAGCAAUCUGCACUACCUUGAUCUAUUAGGCUCAAAAUUCACCACUCUGCCUACUGAAUUCUUCUGUGAAAUGGCAAGCCUUGAGGAGCUCAUUCUCAGGAAUUGCUCCAAUCUCAAAGAAUUACCUCCUUCCAUGGCUCGACUAUCAAAUCUCUUGAUUCUUCAUGUCGAGGGGUCCCAAAUUACAUCUUUUCCAGAAGACAUGUUCCAAGCAAUGAGAAGCCUGGAUACACUCAAGCUAAUCAACAACGUGCUACUGAUGUCAUUACCAAUGUCCCUGUCUGAAGCCACAGGCCUCAAACAGCUCCAUAUUUGUGACUGCAUUAGAUUAAUGUCAAUCCCGUGGUCAUGGUCAAAAGCCAAAUGCCUCAGAGAGCUACAUCUUUCUAAUUGUGCUGGCUUAAGCCGUGAGUUUCUCCAGGAACUGGUACCGUGCCUCGAAGAUCUUUACAUACAAACAUGGAAAUCCUUAGAAAGUAUCAAAAUCCAUGGGCAUCCAAACCUGAGAAUGUUCUCACUCUCUGGACCGUGGAUUAGGUGCCUGUCCUUGCGUGGGUGCAGCAAGCUCAAAAUUCUCAACUUGGUUGAUGAUCUUACAGCCUUGGAAGAUGUUGAUAUUUCUGAAACAGGUCUUGAGGAGGUCCCUCGCAACCUCCCAAAUCUACCACAACUCAGGAGAUGA